GAAGGAGGCUGUUGCAGGUGCUCAGGGGGAGAGAUGGUGCUGGUUCUGGGCUAGAAGAUAAAAAGAUAAAAAGAAAACUCAGGAGACAUUGAGGAGCUGGCAGUUCUUGAAGACAGGAUUAGAAGAUGAGUAUAAGGAAGAGGUAUGAGUUAAGGCUAGGAGAUUAAAUAGUGAUGCCAUCAACUGGGGUGGGAGGCGCAGGCGAGAGUGAGCUGGGUGGAAGAAGGGAUGAUGACAAGAAAGGAUAAUGAUAGUGAUGAGAUGCGCUGGUUUGGGGUAGCUCAAGAACCGGGGAUGCUAAUUUGGGGCUCAGGGAGCGCAGAAGCCACCGGAAAAGAUGCGCUUGCCAGGAAGAAUGGGGCAAGAAAGGGCAGGACCGCCUGAUAUAUAACUGAGGACUGCGAAGGGUGGCAGGAGAGUAGCAAGGCACGAGGUCGCUGUGUCAGAGGCGGGGAGUCACGAGGGAGCGGUCGGACAGCGCCCAGGCCACGCACCAUAAGGCAGGAGUCAUUGCUGCUCAUCUCGGGCCGCUCGCGGCUCCGAGUCCGGGUCUGGUGGGGCGGCGCGGAGCGGGAUUCCCGAGGCAGAGUCGUGGGCACUCUAUCACGGCGGGCGGUUGAAGGCGUUACAGUCCUUGGAAACGGAGCUGCUAGCCGGUUGCUAGGAGCGUCAGUGUCUGGAGUGGGAGGAACAAAGCGCUUCACGUCACAAGGCGCAGGAAUCGAGCGCCGAGAGAGCGAGUCCGUGCUAGUGGCGCCGGGUCGGCCUGGGUAGGCGCAGCGGGAGUGGACCCGAAUGCCGAGCGGAGCCGCUGCCAUGGGCCUGGGCGUCAGCGCUGAGCAGCCCGCGGGCGGCGCCGAGGGCUUCCACCUGCACGGGGUGCAGGAGAACUCCCCAGCCCAGCAGGCGGGCCUGGAGCCCUAUUUUGACUUCAUCAUCACCAUUGGGCACUCGAGGCUGAACAAGGAGAAUGACACACUGAAGGCACUACUGAAAGCCAAUGUGGAGAAGCCCGUGAAGCUGGAGGUGUUCAAUAUGAAGACCAUGAGGGUGCGCGAGGUGGAGGUGGUGCCCAGCAACAUGUGGGGCGGCCAGGGCCUACUGGGUGCCAGCGUGCGCUUCUGCAGCUUCCGCAGGGCCAGUGAGCAGGUGUGGCAUGUGCUGGAUGUGGAACCAUCUUCACCUGCUGCCCUUGCCGGUCUGCGCCCCUACACAGACUAUGUGGUUGGUUCGGACCAGAUCCUCCAGGAGUCAGAGGACUUCUUUACGCUCAUCGAGUCUCAUGAGGGGAAGCCCUUGAAGCUGAUGGUGUAUAACUCCGAGUCAGACUCCUGCCGGGAGGUGACUGUAACUCCCAAUGCAGCCUGGGGUGGAGAGGGCAGUCUGGGAUGUGGCAUUGGCUACGGGUAUCUACACCGGAUCCCAACUCAGCCCCCCAGCUACCACAAGAAGCCACCUGGCACCCCACCACCUUGUGCUCCACCACCUGAUGCCCCACUGCAUGAUGCCCUACCACCUGGACCCACCCUUGAGGACUCUCCUUCCCUGGAGACAGGUUCCAGGCAGAGUGACUACAUGGAGGCCCUGCUGCAGGCACCUGGCUCCUCCAUGGAGGAUCCCCUUCCUGGGCCUGGGAGUCCCAGCCAGAGUGCUCCAGACCCUGAUGGACUUCCCCAUUUCAUGGAGACUCCUCUUCAGCCCCCACCUCCAGUGCAGCGAGUCAUGGACCCAGGCUUCCUGGACGUGUCAGGAAUUUCCCUCUUGGACAGCAGCAAUGCCAGUGUGUGGCCCAGCCUGCCCUCUUCCACAGAACUGACCUCCACAGCUGUCUCAACCUCAGGGCCAGAGGACAUCUGCUCCAGCAGCAGUUCUCAUGAGCGGGGUGGUGAGGCUACAUGGUCUGGGUCAGAGUUUGAGGUCCCCUUCCUGGACAGCCCAGGUGCCCAAGCCCAGGCGGACCACCUGCCUCAGCUGACUCUUCCUGACAGUCUCACCUCUGCAGCCUCACCAGAAGAUGGGCUGUCUGCCGAGCUGCUUGAAGCUCAGGCUGAAGAGGAACCAGCAAGCACAGAGGGCCUAGAUGCUGGGACGGAGGCUGAGGGGCUAGCCAGCCAGGCCCAGAUCUCUACCGCAGAAUAACACCCUGGGCUGUGACAAGGCCCCUGGUGACAUUUCGUGAGGCCCAGAUGUGGGCAGGCAGCCCAGGCUGCACUGUGC
Messenger RNA from Mandrillus leucophaeus (drill), 2217 nucleotides. It is a transcript of the gene GORASP1, whose product is annotated as golgi reassembly stacking protein 1, 65kDa. NCBI's taxonomy places the organism in Eukaryota, Metazoa, Chordata, Mammalia, Primates, Cercopithecidae. Bases 796 to 2139 code for a protein of 447 amino acids. The transcript has 9 exons. Gene Ontology annotation, biological process: Golgi organization. Gene Ontology annotation, cellular component: Golgi apparatus. Gene Ontology annotation, molecular function: protein binding. The record is from RefSeq and is a predicted model, not a curated record.